AUGGAAGCGAGAGCCAUUAGAGAAGAGGCCCUUGUGGCCAAAACAACUGGCCGUGAAGCCUUGAAUCAUGCUAUCGCCGCCGCAGACUUAUACAUGAAAGCUGUCAAAGAGUCCAAUUCGCCGGCCGACCGCACACGCUUCAGAAAAAAGUGCGAAGGGCUCAUCGCUUAUGCGGAACAGCUCAAAGCUUCUUGCUCUGUCCCCGCCACAACCAUCGCCAACGACAGCAACAUUGGUUCUGGCACAGUCACUAGUGCUCGCUGUCAGACUCGCCAGAUCCCUUCCAGCGAGAGGACCAUACUUCUUCGUUCUUCUCGUUUGCAUGGAAAUAUUUUCCCCCCAUGGCAAUCCGACCCAGCUGAAGGCUUCUUUACCCUGCCCGAUGGAGGCCAAGUUUUCAUAGACCCAGCGAAAUAUACCAUGUCGGCACGUCAGGAGGCAAUACUCGAUGAUUGGAAACGACCGGUGGAUCAGGCGGCACAGGAUUCUGUAGAUGAAGAUUUCAUGGCUACCAAGGGCGAAUGCGAUCUUGUACAAGAUAUCACAACCGACUGCUCUGUUGUAGCAAGUCUCUGUGCCGCCAUGAAAAUUCUCCUGGGGAACAAAAAAUCUAUUCUUGGUUCUAUCAUAUUUCCUUUCGACCAUGAAAAGGGACGACCGAGGAUCUCGAGCAAUGGCAAGUACAUGUUUCGAAUGCACUUCAAUGGUUGUUUUCGUCAAGUCGUGGUGGAUGACCGGCUGCCUGUCUCACGUAAUAACCGUACACUAUUCGUCGUUGACCGUCAGAAUCCCAACUUGCUCUGGCCAGCCCUUCUAGAGAAGGCCUAUCUCAAAGUACGGGGAGGUUACGACUUUCCUGGGAGUAAUUCUGGUACAGACCUCUGGGUUCUUACCGGCUGGAUCCCCGAGCAGCUUUUUUUGCAGAGCGAAGACGUGGAUCUCGAAGGGACAUGGGAAAGCAUUAAAGAGGCAUAUCAUGCCGGCAGCCUUAUCAUUACGCUCGGCACUGGUCGUUUAACACCGUCCGAAGAGGAUGCCCUUGGCCUCGUAGGAGAACAUGACUAUGCUGUUCUGGAUAUUGACAGCGCACCAACAGGGCGUCGUUUACUCGUUAAAAACCCUUGGUGUGAUGGUCUUGUCUGGAAAGGCGUGGGCUCAUCCGGUCUAGCCGAGACAACAGCAAAGCUUUCGCUCUCUGAUGCCUCCGUUUCGGUCCAGACAAAGACACCAGAGCACUCCCGACCUAUUGGCUCCUUUUGGAUAUCGGUCGAGGAUGUAGCACAGAACUUCGAGUCUAUGUACCUAAACUGGGACCCCGGCAUGUUUACGCAUCGACAGGACCAUCACUUCACGUGGCGUGUCCCUUCCCAAAACAUGACGUCCUCCCUGGCACACAACCCACAAUAUUCAGUUUUAUCGCCCACUGGGGAGAUGGUAUGGAUUCUGUUGAGUAGACACUUCGCAGAUGAGGAGCUAGACAUUGCUCGGAAGAAAUCAGCAUCUCUAGCGGCAGUUUCGAGACAACUAGGAUUCACUAGCAUCUUUGUAUUCGAGAAUAAAGGGAAAAAGGUUCAAGUAAGGGAGGGCUUUGCCUAUCAAGGCCCCUAUGUCGACUCACCGCAAACGCUCGCUAAGUUUAAGCUUCGUGCCGGCCAGCCAUACACUAUCGUCAUGGCUCAUCAGGAUUUGCCACUUGAGGACUACUCUUGCACGUUCACUUUUUUUUCGCGAGCACCACUUGAGGUAAAACCUGCUGAGGAGGAGAUGAGAUACCACAAGGAACUGUCGAGCGCUUGGUCCAGGAGGACAGCCGGAGGCAACGCAUCGUCAAUAACUUACUCGCAGAAUCCCCAAUUCAGCAUCUCCAUCCCGCAAGCUACGCCGCUAUCUAUCCUCCUCUCCUCAGGGGACCGCGAAAUUGCUAUCCAUGUCGACUUGGUGUGGGCUCAUGGGAAAAGGGUAACCUCCAUAGGGGUAAAAGAUGUCGUUGCAAGCUCCGGAGAUUAUCGAAGGGGCAAUGCCCUUGUGCAAGUUCCUAUGGUAGAUCCAGGGACUUAUACAGUUGUGUGUUCAACUUGGGAACCAGGUCAGCUUGCCGAUUUUGGUAUGCGUGUUGGAUCACAGGUUGAAUGUCAAGUACAGCUUGUUCCAACCGAUGGGGCUGGUCUCCUACGCACCCGAACCCCGUCAUUUGUAUUUGGCGAAGGGGAGGAGCAACGGAGAGCGCCAAUAGCAGUAUCGAGACUCACUCGGGCUCAGGUGGUGGUGCGCUGUCCUAUCUUGACGGGACAGCAUAGCCAGCACAUACCGACAACUGCCGUCCGCAUCUCUCUCGUGUACGGCCGAGGACCCCAAGAGUCGAUACUCGCUACGUCUGGAGGUGGCGAGUUCCGGGAGCUCACCAUGGCAGUACGAACCCCCGAGUUUGACAUUGAGCCAGACCGGCUUCAACAAGAUCAGCUUUGGCUCGUGAUAGAACAACUUGGAAGCCGCCAGGGAGCAUGCCAGAGCAUCGAGGUCGAGUUUUUAAGUGACAACACGGUUCAUGUCGGCGACUGGCAGAUUGUGAAUAUCUAG
Messenger RNA from Colletotrichum truncatum, 2577 nucleotides. Lineage: Eukaryota; Fungi; Ascomycota; Sordariomycetes; Glomerellales; Glomerellaceae. The record is from RefSeq and is a predicted model, not a curated record.